Cutaneotrichosporon cavernicola is the source of this 2340-nucleotide messenger RNA. RefSeq lists its product as uncharacterized. The transcript is spliced from 7 exons. Bases 1 to 2340 code for a protein of 779 amino acids. Gene Ontology annotation, molecular function: RNA binding; ATP hydrolysis activity; 5'-3' DNA helicase activity. NCBI's taxonomy places the organism in Eukaryota, Fungi, Basidiomycota, Tremellomycetes, Trichosporonales, Trichosporonaceae. The record is from RefSeq and is a predicted model, not a curated record.
AUGGCGGCUCUCCUCGAGACGCGCCCUCCGACCGAGGGUGAACUCGAUGCCUUCCUCUCCCGUCAUGAGGAGCUCCUCGCUUCUGAACGCGAAGAGGAGGAGGAACAGACCCGCCUGAUCAACAGUAACUGCUCUCCGAAGCUACUAGAGUCCAAGGGUCUGGCACUCGGAAGUUUGGGGGUAGCGAGCAUCUCCGUCGGCUUGGGAGGAAAGACGCUCGUCGAGCUGUGCCGCCCCAUUGCGUACAAUGUCGACACGGAGCUGCCGCCACAUACGUUCCGCAACGGUGACCCGGCGCGCAUCGAGGAGCUCGUCCCGGAGAAGAAGGGGAAGAAGAAGGACGAGGGGGCUGGAGUCGACGGCGUCGUGUACCGUGUGGGGCGGGACAAGAUCGUAGUUGCUGCGAGCGAGGGCGACGUCGAGCUCCCAGAACGUCUGCGGUUAGUCAAGCUGGCGAACUCGGCCACGUAUGACCGUAUGCGCCGCACGCUCGAGCACCUCCGCCGCCUAGUCCUACCCGGAGACGCGACGCCAAACGCCACCAAUUGGCCGAUGAUCAAUGCGUUGCUAGGGGUAUCGCCACCGACAUGGUCACGCAUCCCACUGCCCCUUGACGGCGGGGAGAUGCGCUGGUUCAGCUCCCGACUUAACGACAGCCAGAAGGAGGCGAUCGAUUUCUGCUUGCGCGCCGACACACUUGCGUGUAUCCACGGCCCGCCUGGCACGGGCAAGACACACACGUUGAUUGAGGUUAUUUUCCAGCUCCUCGCGCGCCCCGCCGGCCCCGAGACAAAUCAGCCGCCACGCAUCCUCGUCACGACGCCCAGUAACCUCGCCCUCGACAAUUUGCUGCUACGCCUGCACACACUCGCCCAGACACCCGAGUAUGCUGGUCUACUGCCGCCCGGGUCCAUUCUGCGGUUGGGACACCCGACGCGCGUGCAUCGCGACCUGGUGCGGGAGACACUCGAUUGGCGCGCGGCCAACGGGGACGAUGGCGCGCUCGUCCGUGAUGUCGGAAGGGAAAUUGAGGGCCACCUCUCUGAUCUGGGAAAGAAGCGAGGCGACAAGGGCGCCGUCAAGGGCCGCGAGCGGGGUAAGAAAUGGCAGGACGUGCGCGAGCUGCGUAAGGAGUACCGCCAGCGCGAGGCCAGAGUCGUCACGAACACGGUUCGAGCGGCACGUGUCGUGCUCGCCACGUGCCACACUGCUGGCGCACGGCAGCUCAACAACAUGCAGUUUGACGUGGCUAUCGUGGACGAAGCGACGCAGGCGGUCGAGGCCGUGUGCUGGGUCCCGAUACUCAAGGCUAAGAAACUCAUUCUUGCGGGUGACCCACAGCAGCUCCCCCCGACGAUCUUGAGCAAGGACAAGAAGGGGAAGCGCAAUGAGAAAGGGAAGGAGAAGGGGAAGGAGCAGGAGAAGACGAAGGGAAGGGGAAAGGGUGACACGAAUGCCUCGAAGGUAGGCACAAAGGAGGCCGAGGUGGCCAGUGAGGCCAAGGACGAGGAUGGGCCAGAAAGUGACAAUGGCAGCUUGGGGGACGGAGAUGAGCCUGUGGCCGAGACCAGCAAGAAGCUCGCUGCGACCACUGUCGACGCCAAAUCGCUCCGCCCACCACGCACGCUCGAGACGACGCUCUUCGACCGCCUCGAGCGCUUGUAUGGGCCAGGUAUCAAGCGCGUGCUGAAGGUGCAGUACCGGAUGAACGAGCGCAUCGCAGCCUUCCCCAGCGCAGAGCUGUACGGCGGCGAGCUUGUCUCCGACCCCUCCGUCGCGCAUCGCACGCUACUCGACCUCCCCACCGCAGCCACCUCGGAAGACGCACGCGACGUCCUGGAACACCCAGUCGUGUUCUUCGACACUGAUGGGUGCGAGUUCUACGAGCGUGCCGAAGCGGACGGGAUCAAGUCCCUUGGGGAGGGGAGUAAGGCGAACGAGAACGAGGCAGCUAUCGUGGCCAGCUGGGCCCGGCGGCUGGUAUCGCACGGCGUCCCACCAGCCGAGGUGGGAAUAGUCGUACCAUACCAGGCUCAGGUAGCCUUGCUGGCGAGCAUGCUCCGCGACGAGUUCCCCGAGAUGACGAUUGGGACAGUUGACGGGCUGCAGGGACAGGAGCGCGACGCGGUCAUAUUGAGUCUGGUGCGGUCUAAUGCGACUGGCGAGGUGGGAUUCUUGGGCGAGUAUCGGCGGUUGAACGUCGCCAUGACGCGGCCUCGUAUGCAGCUGUGCGUGGUUGGCGACUCGAAUACCGUCGCCAAGGGCAGCGCAUAUCUCAAGAAGUGGAUGGCGUGGCUCGAAGAGAACGCUGACGUGCGGUAUGCCGGGGACGAGGUGUAG